Molecule: messenger RNA, 2314 nt
Organism: Dicentrarchus labrax (European seabass)
Lineage: Eukaryota; Metazoa; Chordata; Actinopteri; Moronidae
Product: UDP-glucuronosyltransferase 2A2-like
Exons: 2
Coding region: 145-1725 (526 amino acids)
Molecular function (GO): UDP-glycosyltransferase activity
Source: RefSeq, a predicted model, not a curated record
CCCCCCGAGCUGCUCUGACUGCCGGAGCUGGACGACAGUUAGUCAGUCAGCCGUCUGCUGUGAGGUUGGUUGGACGCUCAAACAACAAGCUCGAGUUGACAUGUGAAAACUGUUCACUGGGACACGCUCGAAUUUCUUUCAGAGAUGCCCCGACUGACCUUGGUGGCACUUGUGGUGCUGCUCUUCUAUUCACCCUUGGUCAAUGCAGGGAAAGUCUUGGUGUACCCUUUGGAUGGAAGCCAUUGGAUCAACAUGAAAGUCCUCAUCGAGGAGCUUCACUCCAGAGGCCAUGAAAUCACAGUGUUGCGGCCAUCAGACAGCUGGUACAUCAAGCCAGAGUCCCCUCACUACCAGUCCAUCACUGUAAAUUCCACUGCUGGUUUUGAUGAGGAAAGCUUUGGGUCAUUUGUAACCACAAUGGUGAACAUGCGGCGGGAAGGUGCUUCCCUUUGGACUCGUAUAUCUCUGGAGUAUGAACUGGUGGAAAUGUUUUAUCAGAUGAAUAAGCAGGUGAUUGAGAUGGUAGGGGAAAUGUUUGAGAAUACUAAAUUGAUGCAGAGCCUCCGCAAUGCCAAAUAUGAUUUGGUACUAACAGACCCUGCAAUUGGUGCAGGGGUGCUUCUGGGUCAUCGUUUGGGUCUUCCACUUGUCUUCAAUGUGAGGUGGACUAUUCAGGGUGAGGGGCAUCACGCAAUUGCACCUACCCCAUUUUCCUUUAUUCCAAUUCCAGGGACAGAGCUGACAGACAAGAUGACGUUUCCCCAGCGGGUGAAGAACAUUCUUUACUACUUCUUCACUCGUUUUCAAAUUUGGUACGUAACAGACCCAAACUACAAACCAUUUGUCCAUCGUUACUUCGGAAAUGAUGUACAUUAUAUGGAGCUGUUCCAGUCAGCAGACAUCUGGCUGAUGAGGAAUGAUUUUACCUUUGAGUUUCCACGACCCACAAUGCCAAACAUCGUCUAUAUGUCAGGAUUUCAGUGCAAACCCUCAAAGCCCCUCUCUAAAGAACUAGAGGACUUUGUCCAGAGUUCUGGUGAACACGGUAUCAUUGUGAUGACAUUGGGAACCCUGGUGGCAAAACUUCCUGAGGACAUUGCUGAAGACAUUGCCGCUGCUUUUGCCCAACUUCCUCAGAAGGUGAUCUGGAGGUACAAAGGAAAAAGACCACCCACCCUUGGCAACAACACCUUACUCUUGGACUGGCUGCCUCAAAAUGACCUCCUGGGUCACCCCAAGACCAGACUGUUUGUGGCUCAUGGAGGCACCAAUGGAAUACAGGAGGCCAUCUACCAUGGUGUCCCCCUUGUCGGCCUACCCUUAAUGUUUGACCAGCAGGACAACUUCUUCAGGAUGAAAGCAAGAGGUGUGGCCAAAGUCCUGGACAUCGCAACUGUGAACAAAGACAACUUCCUGGAGGCACUGAAGGAGGUACUCUAUGAACCAUCCUACAGAGAGAUAAUGACAACCCUGUCCAAUCUGCACAGAGAUCAGCCCAUGAAACCACUGGACCGUGCCAUGUUUUGGAUCGAGUUUGUCAUGAGGCACAAAGGAGCAAAGCAUUUAAGGACAGAGUCUUACAAGAUGUCGAUGAUCCAGUACCACUCGAUUGAUGUAGUGGCAUUUUUGCUGGCAGUUAUUUUGUUAGUCUUUACUGUUUUCAUUUCUACAGUAAAGUUUUUGUGGAGGAGAGUGUUUUCAAGAAGCAAAGUCAAAAGCGAAUGAGGAAUUUGGAUCCUGAUUUCUUGUAAAGACAAUAACAAUAACAUUCAAAAACUGUUCUGUAUUUAGAGUCCUUGUCAGCAUACAAAUAAUCUUACUCUGGUAUCCUAACUUGCCUGAGUGUGAGUAACUGAAUGCACCCACAAACCUCAUACUGUCCAAUGACUUCAGCCAGAGAGGUCAUGUUUCUGUUCUGUUCAUUUGUUUGUGUUUGUUAGUUGUCAGAACAUAUAAAAUCGACAAAUAGUUUACAAAACAACUUGAUGAAAAGAUAGAACUUGAGUCAUAUGGUCAGUUAUUAAUCCAUAUUCAGGAAUAUUUUGAUCAAUUUCUUGCAGUUUUUUAAAGAUUUUUCUUAUUCUCAUGAACUACUGUGCUUGUUUGAAAGAAAUUAAAUAAGAUUCAUUCUUUAUUAAAAACAUUUUAAAAAUGACACAUGUAGCUAUAUUGUGAUUGUCUAUAACAAGGGCUGGAAGAUGUUUGAAUAUUGCUUAUGACUUUUAUUGAUGAUAUGAUGUUGUCAUGUUAUUAUUCCACAAAUGUAUAUUGUCCAAAUAAUGAGCAAGCUGUAAAUAAAAGCUAGUGAAAAGAU